AUGGUCCAAUGUUCCGCAGAUAGGAAGCAGUCUCUUGUGGAUCGUAUUAGUUUUUUACCAACUGAUAUUCUUAUCCAACAACUAUUGCCUUUGCUGACGCUGAAAGAAGCUGCUGCGACAAGUAUUUUGUCCAAACAAUGGACAGGAUUGUGGAUGUAUAGAGCCCGACUUGAUCUUGAUGGUCAUAACAUAUUGCAAAAACAAUCUGAUCUAAUAACAACUAGUGCUUGGUAUGUUGAUUGGGUGAAUGAGUUGGUGAAAGUUCAAAAAGCCCCGGUGAUUGAUGAGUUUAGGGUUUGUUUUGAGUUGGAUAAAACCUUCCAGGAAGACAUUGAUAAGUGGAUUGCUUAUGCCCUUUCUAAGAGAGUCCAAACUCUAGAAUUAGACUUCUUAAGAAGCUGCAUGGAAAAGGAAUUCGACGGGCUUAUCGCUUCUCUUGUUUUUAACGUCCAUUAUUGUGCGCUUGUCUCACUGAAAAUUCACAAGUUUUUUCAUAUGGUGCUUAAUGUGGUGCUUGAAAAUAACCCUAUGCUUGUGGAUGUUUCUGUUGUUGGAUGGCUGGUACGACACAUUCCUCCGUUGCUUUCAAGCUGCCUGUCGAGAUUGGAGGUUCUUGCCAUACACGUCCGCUCUCGUGAUGUCAGAGAGGAAAAGGAUUUGGUUCAGGUACCACAACUUUCUUCCUUGAAGCAGUUACACUAGACCUUUUACGCAUGGGAAGAUGAUAGUAUGAUGCGCUUAACUUCUUUCAUAAGAUCAUCGCCCAACUUGGAGAAAUUUGUGCUGGAGUUGUUCUGGCAUGAUAAAAUGCGUAAGACAGAAAGGGAGUUUGAGAGAGCUUUAGGUUCUCCUCUCAAACAUCUUAAAGUUGUCGAGUUUCGCGGGUAUUAUGGUCGUACAGCGGAGAAUGAACUUAUGAUGUACCUGUUAGAAAAUGCCAUGGCUUUAGAAAGAGUACUUGUUGACCCUCGUAGUCAAUGGUU
This is a messenger RNA of Oldenlandia corymbosa var. corymbosa, 983 nucleotides long. The record is from the annotation of a GenBank genome assembly. NCBI's taxonomy places the organism in Eukaryota, Viridiplantae, Streptophyta, Magnoliopsida, Gentianales, Rubiaceae.